AUGGAGACAUCCCACCCUCCAGAGCCAAUAUAUUUGAAAGAAGAUGUAGUAAGUCAAGAAUGCAUGACCCUACUGUCCAUUCUUCCUACUGAAAGUGGAUGGCUUCUAAAGACAUUAUACAAUUACCAAGGUUUUUGGCAGACUGCCAGGCAAUUGCAAGGAGCUCUUACAUGUCAAAAACAUUUUAAGGCUCAAGACACUGAUAUACUUCUUGUUACAACUCCCAAAUCAGGCACCACCUGGUUAAAAGCCAUCCUGUUCGCCUUAGUAAACCGUACUCAUUUUCCACAAACCCAACACGACCACCCAUUACUAUCAAACAACCCGCAUAUGCUUGUACCUUUCUUGGAGCUUAAGCUCUACAUCGAUGGUGAGAACCCGGAUCUUUCAUCCUUAGCAUCUCCAAGGCUCUUUGCCACUCAUUUACCAUAUGUAUCUUUACCAAAAUCCGUCCAGGAUUCAAAAUGUAAGCUUGUUUAUCUUUGUAGAAACCCUAAAGAUACUUUUAUAUCUUUGUGGGCUUUCACAAACAAGUUGAGGCUCCAAGAAAUGGGGACUAAUUCAAUUGAAGAAGUGUUUGAAAAGUUUUGUAAAGGAGUAAGCUUGUAUGGACCCUUUUGGGAUCACAUGUUAGGUUACUGGCAGGAAAGCUUAAAGAAUCCAGAAAAGAUUUAUUUUCUAACAUAUGAGGAGAUGAAAGAGAAACCAGAUCUUCAUUUGAGGAAACUAGCUGAAUUUUUAGGGUGCCCAUUUUCGUCCAAAGAGGAGGAAGGUAUGGUUGAUGCUAUUUUGGAUGUUUGUAGCUUUGAUACUCUUAGUAAUUUGAAGGUGAACAAGGAAGGAAAGCUUCCAUCAGGCGAGAGUAACAAUGCAUUUUUUCGAAAUGGUAAAGUUGGUGAUUGGAAAAACUAUCUGACAGUGGAAAUGGUAGAGCGUCUUGAGAAGAUUUGUGAAGAAAAGUUAUGUGGUUCGGGUUUAAGGUUUUAGUUACCUUUUGUGUGUGUUUUUUGGUUCCCUGCUAUUUGUUCAAAUACUUUGUGAGGAUGAUUCAAACACUUGAUUAUGUGAGAUGCAUGUGAUCUCUAAUGGCUAUGGAAGCUUUUGCAUGCAGGUGUUAUUGAUUGAGUUUCUAGUGUUCAAAAUAUGUGCCAACAUAAUUUGUAUAAUUCAUACAGUUGGGCAGCCCAUACAGUUGGGCUUAUAGUUCAUGUUAUUGGGCUCUGUUGUGGGCUUAUUGUUAUUAUUGUUAUGGUUGAUGGUGGUAUAUGUGUGAGGUGGUUAUUGUACACAGAAGAUAAUACAAGGGCUCAUCUGAAACUUUUGAAGGGCUAAAGUGUAGCAUGUUGUGAUGCAGGUAAGGAAUACAGAGAGUGAAGAGGUUCAAUUACGCAGAUCUUUUCUUGGGUUUUCUAUUCAUUUUCUCUGUAUUCGUUCAUUGUCUUGUUCAUCUCUGUGUUGAGAUCCGUGUUGUAUUAGAGAUCUUGUGAUCUCUCUGCUGGUAUUAUUGUAUCCUUUUUUGCUGAUCAUUCAACAGAUUGUCUUAAUCUGUUGAAUCUAAUAUUUGUAUCUUACAUAUCUCAAAUUAUUGAGAUCUAGGGUUUGGUUUGAGGUUUUUUUUUUUGGAUUGGAUAAGUAAUAAAAGUUUUAUCACCUGUUUUUAGUCGCUA
Messenger RNA from Helianthus annuus (common sunflower), 1667 nucleotides. RefSeq names its product cytosolic sulfotransferase 12. Gene Ontology annotation, molecular function: sulfotransferase activity. The record is from RefSeq and is a predicted model, not a curated record. Gene Ontology annotation, cellular component: cytoplasm. The transcript has a single exon. Lineage: Eukaryota; Viridiplantae; Streptophyta; Magnoliopsida; Asterales; Asteraceae. Bases 1 to 987 code for a protein of 328 amino acids. Gene Ontology annotation, biological process: sulfation.